Alligator sinensis (Chinese alligator) is the source of this 2721-nucleotide messenger RNA. RefSeq names its product butyrophilin subfamily 1 member A1-like. Gene Ontology annotation, molecular function: protein binding. The coding region runs from base 1046 to 2476 and encodes 476 amino acids. The record is from RefSeq and is a predicted model, not a curated record. Lineage: Eukaryota; Metazoa; Chordata; Crocodylia; Alligatoridae. The transcript has 11 exons.
GCUGAGACUGCAGUGGCAGCUGUAUCCGCAUUACGCCAGCUAUUUAAGCAGCUGUUCCCAGUGAGGGAGACAGCCGGGAUAAUCGCAGCAGCCGGCAUAGCCCCUGCAGGAAAGUUUGAAAACCUCAACAGCGCCCGCGGGAGGCGGGGGGAGCCAGAAGGAUGGGGGGGGCAGCGGCAGUUCACAGUCCGCAGCUGGUCCGUAGUUGUAGCCCGCAGCACGCCUGGCGUGCUGAGGCUCCUGCUGGGUAGGGGAAGCCUCUAAGCCCCUAACGGAGGCAAGCAAGGGACAGUCUCCUCCCUCACAACAGACAGCGAACGAGAGGCUAGUACUCCCCUUGGGAGGUGGGAAGGAAGGGGGACGCCGAGGCCUCUUGCAGCUACCAGGCUUUCCCGAGGGGAAGUAGAGCCGGGCCGGAUGCAGAAGCCACUGGAUAAGGGAAGGCAGCUCCGUGACUCUCUCUGCCCAAGGGGAAUAUUAUUUCUAGAGAAGCUAGAGAGGAAGGACACGGAGAAAUACAAGAAGAGUCGAAAGAUAGAGCGAGAAAAGAGGAAGGGCUGACGGAGCGGUGUAGCUGAGUCCGGGCCUCUGCAUUUGUGAAACCAACGGCGGGCAAGCCCGCAGAGGCCCGAAGAUCAGCGUCCCACCAGCACGGGAUCGGUUGGCGAGUGGAUGGGGUGGCGGAACAAGGCACGCAACAGCUAUCCCUUCUCAUAUACUUGUAUAACAUCAUCUGUUGACCAAGGAGUUUGACCUCAGUCGCGCCAAGGAGAAAACUGAUACGUGCUGCUGAAGGAAGCAUAUGUCUUCAUUUUGAGGGAAAAGAGAAUAUUUUAAAAUCCAGAAGGAAAGACUGCAGUUAAUUCCUCUACUGAGCUUAUAGCCAAAGUCAGCAGUGUACUUCACAGAAUGAAAUAAUUUACAUUUUCAAUAAAUAUCUUGAGAAAAUAAAGACUGCUUUGGAUGAAGCAGACACGCUAUCAAGUUCAUAACUUUUCUCAGAAGAGUCACUCAGAUUCAAGUUAAGGUUAAGAUUAAGAACAAGAUGGCCCUGUCAUUUUGCCAGAGCUCUAGACGUUGUCUGUCUCUGUCUGGUCUGAUCAUUUUCUUCAUUAUGUUUCACGUUCACCCACUGGACUCAGCUUCAUUUAAAGUAGAUGGAUCACAGAAGCUAGUCACUGGCAUUGUGGGGCAGGAAAUUUUACUGCCCUGUCACCUGAUUCCAAGGAUGAAUGCUGUGAACAUGGACGUGAAAUGGUUCCGAUCUGAGUCCGAUACUAUUGUGCAUUUGUACCAUAAUCGGACAGAUCAGCUCAAAGACCAAUUGCCAGAAUAUAAGGGAAGGACAGAACUUUUGAAGGACAGCAUCACAGAUGGAAGUGUUCCCUUAAAGAUUCUCAAUAUCACUGUCUCUGAUGAAGGAAAAUACCAUUGUUUUGUUCAGGAUGGCAUCAGUUAUGGAGAAACACUAAUUGAGCUGAAAGUAGCAGGUUUAGGCUCUGGUCCUCUCAUCUCUAUGGAGGACUACCAGGAUGGAGGAAUCCGGAUGGUAUGUCGAUCAGCUGGGUGGUUCCCAGAACCUGAGGUGCUAUGGAAAGGUCCCACUGGACAGCAUCUAUCAUCAGUAUCUGAAACCAAGUUCUCAACAGAAAAUGGCCUGUUUAAAAUGGAGAAUUCAAUUGUUAUACAAGAACACUCAAACAAGAACUUGUCGUGCUUGAUCAGAAACAACUUGCUCAACCAAGAAAAGGAAUCAGCAAUUUAUGUAUCAGAUCCCUUUUUCCCACGACUGAAUCCCUGGAUGGUGGCACUGGCUGUGCUCCUCGUUGGUCUGUUCAUUCUCCUUGUCUUGACCUUGUAUCUCUUCAAACUAAAAACGGGCCUGCAACAAGAACUUGUGUGGAGAAACCAUGUAAUCUGCCCAGGGCUGGGAAAAACUGAGCUGCCUGUAGAAAAAGUGAAUGUGGUGCUGAAUCCAGACACAGCUCACCCCCGACUCAUUGUUUCUGAGGAUAAGAGAAGUGUGAAGUGGGCACUCACACAGCAGAUGUCAUGCAAGAAGCCUGAACAAUUUGAGACACGUUUUUGUGUGCUGGGGGAGGAGGGGUUCACCUCAGGGAGACACUGCUGGGAGGUGCAUGUCGGGAAUGGGAUAUUCUGGGCCGUGGGGGUUGCCAAAGAGCCUGUGAAGAAACAGGAAGUGCUUAAUAUGAACCCUGAUGAUGGGAUCUGGGCUGUGCAGCGAUGGUGGGGUGAGUAUUGGGCUCUCACCUCCCCCCGCCGGACUCUUCUCCUCGUCAACCAGAUUCCCAAGAGGGUCGGGGUGUAUCUGGAUUGUGAUAGUAGCCGGGUUGUAUUUUUUGAUGCUGAUACCGAGGCCAUAAUCUUUUCCUUUCCACCAGCUACAUUUUCUGGGGAGAAAAUGUACCCCUGGUUCUGGGUAGGUGUUUUAUGCGAGCUCAAAAUGUGCCAUUGACCAAUGGGUAGAGAAUUCCCCAUAAAUUGAUCUCUUUAGCCUCAGUCAUCCUUGCCUCCUGACUUCAGAAGUCGGGGAAUUAAAACACUUCUGACUUUCUACAGGCUUUCUGUUGUCUCAUCCAGUGGUUCUCAACCUUUUUUGUACCAGGACCCAUUCGUAAAUAUUGAUGGCCAGUGCUGCUCAAUCCCAACCUGCUGUCCCCUGCUCCCAGGCCCCAGCCCAGCAUGUGGGCAGGGGGUGGG